GUAUGCUCGGCCGCGGGGAACAACAAUAGGAGACAGUAUCCUACUGAUAGUACUUUUAAACGCAGCUGCGAGGAAUCUACAUCGAUUAAAUCUUUCUGUGUUUUCUUCAACACUCAGGGCUACAGACUCACUACCCUAAAACACUACGUCGAUUGUUUCAGUUGCUUUGAGGCAUUGCUGAUCCCCAGUCCUCGUUUCCGACACCGCCUCCUUUACCACCUUCGCGGCUAACCCGGCCCCAUACUUGCGGCAUUUGUUUGACCCCUCCGCGCAACCACCCUUGACUAUUCAAGAUACAGCUACUUGUCAUACUCUACACUCGUCAUUUCUCAAGAACAACCAACCAUGGCUGACGAAGGCGCUUCCCCCCGUGAACUAGUCGUAGAGGCCUGCCGUCGAGAUCAGCCUCAUUUGAUAGAGAGUGUCCUGGAGCGUAUGGAAGGAAAGUCGAAUGAAGAAGUGGCCGAAUUUUUCAACGGUGUGACGGAUUCGAUGGGGAACCACGCUCUUCACAUAUGUGCUACGUACGGUAGCUACGACGUUAUGGACGCCCUCUUCGAUAUUCAGUACUUCGAAUGCGACCCCCUCACCCGUCUGGACAAAGAUACCCCGCUGCAUACCGCCGUGCGUUAUGCGAACGAGAAAGACGCCGAAUUAGGCGAGGCAAUGAUCAAGAUGAUGUGCGAAGCCGGUUGUGAUCCGCGUGUCAGGAACAAGCACGGUCAGAAACCAGCUGAGCUCGUCUACAAUAACCAGGAGAUCAAGACCACGCUACAGCAAGCAGAGUACAUCAUGGCGGAGGGGCUAAGGGAGGAUGCGGACAAUGGAUCGGUUCACGACAGCGCCAGUGACAGCGAAUAGACGGCAACAACUGUGUAUAGCGACUUUUUUGAUCAUAGAUAUACCACUGAUGAUUACUUUGUUCCUGUAUUCGAAGCAUAGAUGGCUGUUCGGAUGCAUGCGGCCAGUCCGCGGGUCUAAUAUGAAUUCUUGUUAAACCAUCAGUGGUGUUUUGGGCUGGCACCAACUAUGAUCUUCUUCCAUACCAGGCGAGCAAUCUAUGCAAGUCACGAACCAUAAUCAACGGGUAUCAUUCAGACAGAAUUUAGCUAGCAACAAUACAACAAGCGACAAGUCAUCAC
Molecule: messenger RNA, 1142 nt
Organism: Aspergillus vadensis CBS 113365
Lineage: Eukaryota; Fungi; Ascomycota; Eurotiomycetes; Eurotiales; Aspergillaceae
Product: ankyrin repeat-containing protein ANK1
Exons: 3
Coding region: 346-861 (171 amino acids)
Molecular function (GO): protein binding
Source: RefSeq, a predicted model, not a curated record